AUGAGUAGAAUGUGUCCUGCAUGUGGCUCAGAUGGUGGAUAUCACUGUAAAAUAUGCAACCGUCCCAUCUGCCAGGAGUGUGAAGAAAGGGAUAGUUUUUUUGCCCUGGAUGGUGAAUACCCGGUGGGGUACUGUAAAUCCUGUCUGGAGAAGUAUGCCAAAGAGUUGUUACAAAUGGAUGGUUUGAGUCCUUACUCCACUCCUCUGGGAAGCCCUGUACUCUCUCUGUCAAGCUAUGGGAGUUGUUUUUCAAGCUUUGGUGAUUUCCCUGCUGAUAUGAGUUCACAAAUCAGGGGCGAUGAUUCUCUGGAUACUGGUCAAAAGCAUCCAGACCUACGAUUUACCGAGCAAUUAGAAGAUCAUGGAAAUGGAAAUUCAUUUAAAGAUACAGAUGUUCAGCCUUCUUAUGCUAAGGCCCAAGUAGAUGGAUCAAGAAUUCCUAUAUCAGCAGAAGGAAAAGAUUCAUCCCUUACAUUAGCAUCAGAGGGUCAUGGAGAUGGUAGUGGUGAGAAUUCUGGAGUUUAUAAUGGCAUGUCUGUUGAUGCUCAAUCCUCGAGAACUGGUAAUGAUACAGGUGGGACAGGGAUUGCUGGCAACAAUAGUAGUCUACAAUUCUUAUCCAGUUUCGAAAAAGAUUCUCUAAUCUGGAAACCACCUGAACCAGAAUAUGUGGAAGAUGACAUGGAUAGUGUUGCUAAUAAUGAUGAUGAUGAUGAUCAGUAUGGUGAUGGUAUAAAAUGGGCUCAAUCAAGUUCUUUAAACAGUCUUAAUGUAGAAAAUGGGAAUACUCACAGUUAUAAAGAAGAACGGCAAAAGGCAAUGUUGAAAGCAAUGAAUGGACAGUUCAAAAUUAUGGUAAGUAGAUUUUUGGCCUCUGAGGGCCUUGCUUUUUGUGGCAGAGAGGGGGGUGAGAGUUGGCUUGACAUUGUGGCUUCACUAUCAUGGGAAGCUGCAUUGCUUGUCAAGCCAGAUGCUAGUAAGGGAAAGGCAAUGGAUCCGGGAUCAUAUGUGAUGGUGAAAUGCAUUGCAUCCGGUACUCGCAAUCAAAGUCAGGUGAUCAAAGGCUUAGUUUUCAAGAAGAAUGCUGCACAUAAGCACAUGCCGACCAAGUUUCAAAAUCCUAGACUUCUACUUCUUCAGGGAGCCCUAGGGCAUUCUUCAGUUGGUUUGUUAUCAUUUGACUCAAUGGUACAGGAAAAGCAUUAUUCAAGGUCUAUAAUUGAGAUGAUAGAUUUAUGGCAGCCACAUGUAGUUCUGGUAGAGAAAACUGUUUCACGUGACAUACAAGAAUUUCUUCUUGCAAAAGGAAUCACUCUGGUCUUUGAUAUGAAGCUCUCGCACUUGCAAAGAAUUGCACAAUGUACUGGUUCUCCCAUCAUUUCUUCUGGUGAUGUUCUGAUGAAAGUGAAUCUGAGGCAAUGUGACUCUUUCCAUGUUGAAAGGUUUGUGGAUGAGCAUAACAUCUGUGGUGAAGAUGGAAAGAGGCCCUGCAAAAAUUUAAUGUUUUUAGAGGGUUUUCCAAAACCUUUGGGUUGUACAAUAUUGCUGAAAGGAGCACAUAGUGAUGAACUGAAGAAGAUUAAGCGUGUGAUGCAGUACACAGUCUUCGCAGCGUACCAUUUGAUUCUUGAAACUUCAUUCUUUGCAGAUCAAAGAUUAUUUUUAUCUGAUAAGAAUUCUGUAAGAGAGGGAUCUGGUUCUUCUAGGGCUAAGCCAAUGCCUUUUGCUAGUCGUGAUGCUGCACCUUAUUCAGAUAUUUCUAGUAUUGAAGGUUCCACUUCUAGCAUUACCUCAGCACAUGCUUUAGAUGUUCAAAUUUCUGAUGGACAACCAGAAAAAUAUGCUCAUGGUCAAAUGCCAUCAAUUUCUGAUGUGGCUGCUGAAAAGCCUUGUGCCUCACCUGAAUUCGAAGCUGAUGUUAGUUCGACUGGAGAUAGUAUUAAUUGCAGAGAUUUGUAUUUUGACAUACCCUGCAACAAUGGAAUCCCAAAGUCUGAUUCAUCAACAUUGUUUCACCCUAGCCAGCUUCUAUCAUCUGUCCCAGUUUCUCUUGAGAAAUGUCUAGGAGAAAGCUUUCGGUCUCACACUUCUGAGUCUGUUUCAUCAUUUUUUGGCUGCAAGGAGAAGAUGCCUGAUCUCCCUAUUUCUUCAUCUUUGCAGAUGCUUGAUCAUGAUAAAGUUAAAACUGCUAAUAUUAAUCAAGAAAAGCCAGAUGAAAGAAACAACAACAGUGAAAAGUUUGGGCUUUCCUCCGAUUUCUCUGAGUCUAUUGAGCAUUGCAGUUCUGAGGUUGGCAACAAAGUUAAAGUGCUAAAACAGGAUGACAUUCAGAGUGUCUCAGAUCCUCAAAGCAUAGUGGUUUUGCUGUCUAGGCAGUGUAUCACAAAACAAGUUGUUUCGGAGCAGAACCAUCUUUCUCGUAUAAAAUAUUAUGGGAAUUUUGAUGUAUCGCUGGGGCGAUAUCUGCAAGAUGUUUUACUCAACCAGAAACACAUUUGCUUAUCAUGUGGUGAACCACCAGAAUCACACGUAUACUGUUACACCCAUCAGAAUGGAAAUCUUAGUAUUCUUGUCAGGCGACUUCCUCCAGAGUCAUGUCUGUCUGGCGAAGGUGAAGGAAAGAUCUGGAUGUGGUCCCGAUGCUUAAGUUGUGAGCAUGAAGGUGGGAUCCCAAAAUCUACGCGAAGGGUUGUGCUUUCAAUUGCAGCACGUGGCCUCUCAUUUGGGAAGUUCUUAGAGCUCAGCUUUUCGAGCCACUCUGCAGCCUGUCGGUUAUCUAAAUGUGGACAUUCAUUGCACAGGGACUGUCUUCGGUUUUUUGGAUUAGGCUCCAAAGUUGCCAUGUUCAGAUAUUCAUCGAUUGAAAUCUAUGGUGCGUGUAAGCCACCACCAGUCCUAGAGUUCCAAAAUCCCCAUGGACAAGAGUGGCUUAAGCACGAAUUGCAAAAUGUUCUGGCUAGAGCACAUCUGUUUUUCUCUGAGGUUGCAAACUUGCUGCUGAAGUUGAAGCCUAAAGAUUCUGGCCCAAUCUCAAAAGACUAUAUGGAUAUAUCAGGUUCAGUUAAAAAAUUUUCUGAAGUGGAAGAGAUGCUGAUUCAAGAAGAAACUGAGUUUGAGGCUUAUUUGCGAAAAGCUAUAAAUCAUAGUGGGCAGCAUGAGGUUCUUGGUUUAAAUUGGCUAAACCAGGAGCUUCUCCUUCUGCUGUAUGUUUGGGACCGUCGUUUGCAUCACCUUGUACAGCACAAACAAGUCCAGCAAGAGAAGGAUGGCAGCACCUGCAACACGUAUGCUGAAAGGGAUAGGCAAGAAAAUGGUGAAAAGGUUUUGGAAGCUGCAAGUCAGAUUCUUAAAGGCGUUGAUGUGUCCUCUUCUUCCAGUGGAAACUAUCAUGCUCAAGAUAUACAAACUGAGCCGGAAACUGCAUCAGCUGAUGACUUCGGUGACACGAGCAGCAGAGCCCAAAAUUUUCUUGAUGCAGGGUUUGCUGAAAUUGGAAGUGCAUCAAGGCAGCUUUCUGAUAGAUCCACAUUUGAGGAGCAUUCAUCGUCUUUUCUUGAACAACAUUGUACUAGUAGACUAGCUGAUGUUUCUACUCCUACUGGAGGUAGCAAGAAUGGUCAAGAAGCAUGCAUUCCUAUUUCUGAUGAUAUGCUGCGCGUAGGCAGCUCUAUCCAAGUUACAAGAGAACCAAACCUUGGAAUGGUUACUGAUCUAGAACUAAAAGCUAAUAGUGGUUUAAUGCCUGCCAUGUCUUUGUCCAAGGAACAUCUAAGAAUGUCCCAGGAGUUUUGCAAUUCCAAAGUAGAAGACCCAGACAAAUGGAUCUGGCCUCCUUUUUCUGAAUUGCGUGGGGCAUGCAAAAAGGAUCUUCAUGGUGGUUCACUGCAAAAGUUUGAAUUUAUUAAUACCUACACUCCAAUCUACCUAUCUCCAAUGUGUCAACCAUCUGCUCCAGAAAUGAACUUGUACUUCACAGUUGGUCCAGGUGGCAAUGUUUUGUCAGUUUUAGAGGAUGAGAUAUCGAGUAUAAUUGCUUGUGGACUAGCCAUACUUGAGGAUCGGUACCGUAACUUGGCUGAAAAGGAAGCAGAGAAGAGCAAAGGAGAGACCGAUAAAACAACAGUAAAUUCUAACACCCAUAUAUCCAAUGGUUCUGUCCAUUCAUCUGUUUGGUCAUCCACUGGAUCCUUAGACUAUGAAGGAAUCCACUCAUUGCAGAGUGGUUCAUCAUGUUUGUCCAAGGAGUUAUCCACUGAUGGUUCAUCAUCUGUGCAUCGCCAGUUAGCUUCAGAAGAUCUGCAUCCUGAAAUUCCUGUGGGAGCUGGAAAAGUUGCUGGAAAGUGUAAAUAUUUGGUAGUGUGUAUAUAUGCAGAACAAUUCUAUGCUCUCAGGAAGAAAUGCUGCCCAUCAGAAUUAGCUUAUAUAUCUUCCCUAAGCCGUUGCAAGAAGUGGGAUGCACAAGGAGGGAAGAGUAAAGCAUCUUUUGUAAAAUCAAUGGAUGACAGGUUCAUUAUAAAAGAAAUUAAGAAGACAGAGCUUGAUUCCUUUAUAAAGUUUGCCCCUGAUUAUUUUAAGUACAUUUCUGACUCUAUAGAAUCGGGAAGCCAAACAUGCCUUGCUAAAAUCUUGGGAAUAUACCAGGUUAGACGUUACAAAAGUGGCAAAGAGGUUAAAACUCAUCUAAUGGUGAUGGAAAAUCUUCUCUUUGGACAUCAUGUUUCACGUACAUAUGAUCUUAAAGGAGCUGUCUUUUCUCGAUAUGUUUCAGAUGCAAAUGAACAUGAAAAGGUUCUUUUGGAUCAAAACUUUGUUGAAGACAUGUGUGUAUCGCCCAUUUAUAUUGGUGGGAAGACAAAACAUCUUCUGCAACGUGCCAUUUGGAAUGAUACAUCUUUUCUUACUUUAAUCAAUGUCAUGGAUUAUUCCUUACUUGUCGGAGUGGAUAAACAGCAGCAUAAGCUUGUGUUUGGCAUUAUAGAUUACUUGAGGCAGUAUACAUGGGACAAGCAACUUGAGACAUGGGUGAAGUCUUCUCUAAUCGUUCCUAAAAAUUCAUUGCCCACUGUGAUUUCCCCAAAAGAGUACAAGAAAAGAUUUAGGAAGUUUAUGACUAAAUAUUUCAUGAUGAUCCCAGAUACUUGGAGUUCUGAACGUUGCUCAGAACCCUGCAAGUUUUGUUUCGAUGACAGCAUCAAUUCGUCUGAUGCACACAUGACAAAGGUUCCAGAACCACCAAAUGAGGCAUGA
This is a messenger RNA of Elaeis guineensis (African oil palm), 5247 nucleotides long. Its product is annotated as putative 1-phosphatidylinositol-3-phosphate 5-kinase FAB1D. Gene Ontology annotation, biological process: phosphatidylinositol phosphate biosynthetic process. Gene Ontology annotation, cellular component: endosome membrane. NCBI's taxonomy places the organism in Eukaryota, Viridiplantae, Streptophyta, Magnoliopsida, Arecales, Arecaceae. The record is from RefSeq and is a predicted model, not a curated record. Gene Ontology annotation, molecular function: 1-phosphatidylinositol-3-phosphate 5-kinase activity; ATP binding.